Molecule: messenger RNA, 2554 nt
Organism: Microbotryum saponariae
Lineage: Eukaryota; Fungi; Basidiomycota; Microbotryomycetes; Microbotryales; Microbotryaceae
Source: the annotation of a GenBank genome assembly
AUGCAAGUCCUUCAAUUCGCGACUUCUUUAUUCUCCUCCCCUAAUCGAGGGAGAGUUGAGGAUGGGAAAGAGAGGAAGGGAUCGUUGUUGGGGGGGAAGAUGAAUGACGAGGUCGAGGUCGAGGAGGGGGACGGGGAGGGGGAGGAGGAGGAGGCGGAGGAAGGGGUGGGUGAUGAUGAAGAUGAUGAGGGAGAAGGAUCUGACGAGGGCAAGGAUGGAAAUGAGGUCGAGGCCGACGAGGGGAGUGCGGAUGCUUCUUCGAGAGCGUCGCCCGAACCCGAACCCACCGUCGCCAAACUCAGAGGACCGGCAUCGAAAAGGGCCCCACAAGCCAAGAAGGCAUCGACGACGACUACAAAGGCAGCCUCCAGACCCACAAGAGGAUCCACAAGAGCUGAAACCGAGGACGAGACGAAGAAGGGGCCCCUAGCUCGACCAGUGAAACCCGUCAAACAGACGUACGUGAACCGGAAACGACCAACACGAAGAGCCGGAGCCGAGUUCGAUGAUGAAGGAGAUGACAUGGACGAGUUGGCUUUGCAGGGAGACGAGACGGAUUAUGAUGAGGAUGCGGUAUUGAAGGAAGUGAGACGAGAAGAGCCAGAGUCCGAGGCAGAUUCGGGGACCGAGUCAGGGUCAGAGUCAGAGUCGGAUGAAGAACCGGAAUUGGCAACGCCGCCGAGUGCAAAGGUCCUUAAAGAGCUUAACGACGAUUUGAAGUCGCAGCGAUUCCCCAGUCUAUUGCGUGAGUAACCUCAAGCGAUUGGGCUCAAUGACCGACGUUCAUUGCUGACAUCGGCGGCUUUGGGUCCAAAGUCUCGUCGGGGAUCAAGCUCAAGAUCGGGGAUCCCAUCGAAUUGACGAGCGGAGAGAAGGAACCUUGGCUGGGCAAAGUUGUGCAAAUUCGGUUAGUGUGUGCAGCACAUCUACAAAGUGAACCAGUCUCGCGCGUUCUGUUAACCUCGAGCAUCUCAUUUUCCCUCUCCAGCACGUUGAAGUCCGGCUUGACCAACGUCUUGAAUGAAAAGGGUGACCCCUUAAAGAACAGUCGCGGCAAACCAGCACUGCAAAGCAAGGAGUCCUACGUCCAGAUCCACUGGCUCUACACCAAGAAGAUGUUUGAAUCAGACGUGCAGGACAAGUCGUGAGUCGGAAAACCUGGUCUCAGUGCGUGUUUUGAGGAUUCGGGACUGCUUAUGAGUGCCACGCGAAUGGGGCAGACGGAUUACCAAGACGAUCAACAGUCUUGGGGACUACGAGCGGGUCGAGACUUCUCAUGCGGACUGGUACUCCCAGUCCAAGAUCAAGUCGAUCGGUCAGUCCUGAUUAACAUCGAUUGAGCCUCUGCCGCUCCAGAUGAUAGUUGACGCUCCCGAAUCAUCGCUCGGCCUCAUCAGAUGAAGCCGUAGUGUGAGUUACCCAAUCAAGCGCAUUGAACACGAAGAGAGCUAAACUCACAAAUAACACUUGACUCGCUCCAGUGUCUAUCGAUUCGACGAUACCUUCCCCGCCCAGAACCCCGACCAUCCCGAUCAGCAAACCGACCACGCCUUGACUCAAUUCCGCAAGCCCAAGCUCGACGACAAUCUACCUCUCUUCUUCUUCGGCGAUGAAGGACCAGGUUCGGAUCAGACGCCGUAUGUACGGACGGAUUUCGACUUUGAUCCUGAUGUUGGUGAGGUCGAGGAAGAGGAAGAGGUGGCGGUGGAACCGGCUCAGAAGGGUAAAGGGAGGAAGAGGAAAGCUUCGACGUCAGCGUCGGCGUCGAAGGCGAACAAGAAGGCUCGGUUGCCGAGAGGUCCGCCAUUGGUGAGUACCCUGAGGUAUCCUGGUUUGGGCGGGGCGGUCGGGCAUAUUCGCUUAUGAUAAAGCAUGCUCAAUUCUUUUUUGAUAGACGUUGAAGCUCCACUCGAUCACUUGCAAGCCUUACAACCCACGCAAUGUGCAAAUAUUCUCUACCGAAGGAUACGGAGGGUGGUACGACGUUGACGAUCUUAUUGCGUACGGCAAAGUCGCUCCUCUGAGUCGAUCAGUGGGGCUCGCAAGAUUGGAUCAAGAGGUUUUCUCCGACGACGACAACGACGAUGACGAGAAUGAGGAUGAGGAUCAAGCUGAAGGGAGUCACGGCCGAACCCCCCCACCAAACAAAAAGGGCCGGGAGGUCGUGCGGGAAAUGAAGCCUUUCAAACUACCCUCUCUCCCGACUCCAGAGAAACCAAAACGAGGGGCCAAACCUGCGAUCGACCAAGACGCAGCGAUGUUGAAGUGGAUCCUUGGGAGAGGACCCAUGAUGCGAGGAGGAGCCUACGGCUUGAUUGGUAAUUCCGUCAUCUUGCAUCGCGCACAAGCGCUCGUCGAUCGAUUCGAAAAAAUACCGUUGAAUGGACCAAAGCUUUGGCAGCAGGAUGCUCAUAAGGUCAUCGUUGCUUUUGAUGAGUGGGAUAGGUGCGUGCAGAUCAGAUCAAAGGUCAAGGGGAAACCGUGGGCGAGGUUGGGAUUGCCGCCGCAGGGGAUGUGUUGGACUUCGCCCGUGUCGGAAACUCACUUGGUGUGA